AUGCCGAGUCCGCUGGACGAGCUCAUGCGACUGAUCUACCAGAGCGCAUACCUGACGAUCGUGUGCGCCUCGGGGAGAGAUUCGUGGAGGGGGCUUCUUGGGUCCCGAUCACAGCGAGCCCGACAUACUUCACUGGCCGGAGAGGCUCUUUUGCAAGAACAAGUCCGAGGCCAAUGGCUGGGCAUCUACCCGGGGUCGAGCUAUCAGCUCCUGGACAGCACAAAGUGGAAUACCCGGGCAUGGACAUACCAGGAGCAUCUGCUGUCAAAGAAUAUUCUAGCUUUUACCGACGAUGAGGUGCUGUAUGAAUGCGACACACAAGUCGGGUGGCGCGAGAGCAUUUUUGCCGAACAUCCGGACCAUCCGCCCAAGGAAUUCACGCUUCCGCUGACGCAGUCGAGUUUCAAGAUCCGACUGGAGGCGCUAAUGCUGGAAUGA
Parathielavia appendiculata is the source of this 438-nucleotide messenger RNA. RefSeq lists its product as uncharacterized. The record is from RefSeq and is a predicted model, not a curated record. The transcript has a single exon. The coding region runs from base 1 to 438 and encodes 145 amino acids. NCBI's taxonomy places the organism in Eukaryota, Fungi, Ascomycota, Sordariomycetes, Sordariales, Chaetomiaceae.